CUAAUUUCACUCUCCUUCUUCUUCCUCACUCGACUUGACUUCUCUCUUCACACAGAAGCAAUUCUGGUUCUUUAACUCAACAAUUGGCGAUUCUCCUAAGAAAAAUCGAGGUUAUGGGCAGAAUCAGUGGGUUGUCUGACGAAUUGCUGGUGAAGAUCUUAUCGUUUCUUCCAACAAAAGUAGCUGUGUCCACUAGCAUCUUGUCCAAACAAUGGGAGUUUCUUUGGAUGUGGCUGCCUAAACUUGAGUACGGUAGUGAAAAUCAUUCAGUGUCUGAAUACAAGAGGUUAAAGUGUUUUCUUGAUAGAAAUCUGCCAUUACAUAGAGCUCCGGUUAUUGAAAGCUUCCGUCUCCAGAUUCGUUAUCCACAUUUAGAACCUGGAGAUAUCAAACUGUGGGUUCUAACUGUAGUUUCUCGCUACGUCCAUGAGCUGGAUAUUUUCUACUAUCCUUGCCAGAAGAAGCUGGAUAUAUUGCCGAGUAGCUUGUAUACCUGCAAAUCGCUCGUGACCUUGAAACUCGAUGGAAAGAUUCUUGUGGAUGUUCCUCGUAUGGUUUGUCUUCCUUGUCUGAAAACUUUGCAACUUGAAGCAGUGACAUACCUCAAUGAAGAUUCUCUGCAACGACUUCUAUCUAAUUGCCCUGUUCUUAAAGAUCUAUCUGUGGAAGGAUGUGAAGAUGAUAAUAUGAGAAAGUUCAUUGUUAUCGUCCCGUCUUUGCAGCGUUUAACACUCAUAAUAUAUAAUGAGUUAGAUGAGUUUGUGAUAAAUACUCCUUCUUUGGAGUAUUUGAAAUUUGAUUAUUCAAAUAUGAAGAGUCACCACUUUUUGAUUGAGAAUAUUCCUAAGCUGGGGGAGGCAUAUGUAGAUGCUAUCUUUCCAUGUAUUGAGAGGCUUAUUGGGUCAAUCACAUCUGUCAAGAUUCUCAUAAUAUGCCUAUUAGGCAAUAGUUCAGAGAAUGUGUAUGGUGAUGGUUUUGUCUUCAAACAGCUUGUACAUCUGAAACUAUGUAAAUGCCGAGCAUAUGCGUCGAAUGUGGUUGUAAGGUUGCUCAGAGAUUCGCCUAAAUUACGUGUGCUACAUCUCUUGGAAAUGGAAGAUCAUGAACCUAAUGGUGUAGUACUCUUCUGGAAUCAACCAAGUACUGUUCCUGAAUGUAUGUUGUCGAGUCUAAGAACUUUCAAGUUUGAGAGGUACUUAGGAAGACCCGAAGAGAGAGAUCUUGUGGUUUAUAUCCUGAAAAAUGCCCGUCGCUUAAAGACCGCAACAAUCUUGUCUGAAGAUCACGAGUUUGAGACCCUUGACAUGAUACGAGAGUUGGCACUUUCUUCCCGAGCUUCAACUAAAUGCCAACUUGUGUUUGAUUGGUGAUUUGUACUUCUUGUUCUCUCCUUGUCUAGCUUGCUGCUAAAACUGCUUGUGGUUAGUUUUCUAUCAUCUCGAGCUACAUAUUAUGUGUAUGAUCAUUUAGUAGUAUAAAUCAUACACAUAAUUUGAUCUUUUGAUAGGAUUUGUUCCCCUUAUUAUACUCUAGCUUGUUAAGAGAUCAGAGAGGAAUCUCUAUCUUGAAGAAUGCUUGUUUUGAGGUAGUAAAGAUGCUAGAAAAAAAUAGCUUCUCUUU
Molecule: messenger RNA, 1620 nt
Organism: Eutrema salsugineum
Lineage: Eukaryota; Viridiplantae; Streptophyta; Magnoliopsida; Brassicales; Brassicaceae
Product: FBD-associated F-box protein At4g10400
Molecular function (GO): protein binding
Source: RefSeq, a predicted model, not a curated record